AUGCGGCGGAUCUCACAAGGUCAACGUGUGUAUAUGCAACAGUUGAGCAAAUAUCUGACGGGUGAGGCCUUGGGCGAGGCACUGAAGGUCAACGGGUCCGUCACAGAAAUAUAUUUGGGAUGCAACCAUGUUGGUGACGAGGGGGUCAAGGCCUUAGCCGAGGCACUGAAGAUAAACGCAUCCGUCACAGACAUCGAUUUGAGAUGCAACCAGAUUGGUGCCGAGGGCGCCAAGGCCUUGGGCGAGGCGCUGAAGACAAAUGCGUCCGUCACGAACAUCAAUUUGCGGGACAACAAGAUCGGCGACGAGGGCGCCAAGGCCUUGGCCGAGGCGCUGAAGACAAACGGGUCCGUCACGAACAUCACUUUGGAUAAGAACCAGAUUGGCGACGAGGGGGCCAAGGCCUGGUGUGUGGUGGGCUCUGCUGAAUGCCGCGGUCCCUACCUGAUCCAUGACGAAGCCUCCACGCCCUCCGAUGUCCUCCUGCAGGCGAAAGCCGAGGCACGGCGCAUGCGCUCCACCAUAUCGCUGUCCAAAGCAAGUCUUCCGGGGAAAGCCUUGUCCAGAGGAGGGCCAUCUCUUGGAUCCACCCACUUCUCCUCGCGGAUGCACAACAGUAGCACCUCCAUUGGAGAACUUCAGGAGUCCGUGGACACGGUGCAGACAUUGGUGAGCCCAUUCAGCUCUGUCGAUGAUGACAGUGAACUACUUCUUGAGCAUUCAGAGAUGAUUUUGCAGCACUGGAAAAAGGAGGGCCAACCCAAGUUGUGGCUUGUGGACAAGAUCCUUGGUAGCCCGAAGAGUGAUGCUUCCCUGACCUUUGAUGCAGGUGUGGAUCACACUCUGACCUCUGCGUCGAUGGUCCUCUUCAAGGUGGAGAAUGAUGCCUAUGGCACUGGAGCUCCAAAGCACGAGGAGGAGGAGGAAAAGUUCACCGUGGGGGAUGCCGUUCAGCUGAUCGCUGGGGGCACGGUCAUCGGUGCUGUUGCGGAGGACAUGCUUCGAAAGCUGAAGAACACCGGCCCCCGGUCCGGUCUGUCCCGGAGCUAUAUUGAGACCUGCGAGCGUUUCGGCAAGCUGGCUGACAAGGUGAAGGAAGUGUUCGAACAAAUGGAGGAGAUCGCCAAGUUCGAGGUGGGCUGUGACGGCUGUGACGUGCACCAAGCUGAUGAUGCUGGAUGA
Cladocopium goreaui is the source of this 1182-nucleotide messenger RNA. NCBI's taxonomy places the organism in Eukaryota, Dinophyceae, Suessiales, Symbiodiniaceae. The record is from the annotation of a GenBank genome assembly.